This is a messenger RNA of Aspergillus brunneoviolaceus CBS 621.78, 2304 nucleotides long. RefSeq names its product UTP25 family protein. The record is from RefSeq and is a predicted model, not a curated record. Lineage: Eukaryota; Fungi; Ascomycota; Eurotiomycetes; Eurotiales; Aspergillaceae. Bases 34 to 2208 code for a protein of 724 amino acids. Gene Ontology annotation, cellular component: nucleolus; small-subunit processome. Gene Ontology annotation, molecular function: U3 snoRNA binding; rRNA binding. Gene Ontology annotation, biological process: maturation of SSU-rRNA from tricistronic rRNA transcript (SSU-rRNA, 5.8S rRNA, LSU-rRNA). The transcript is spliced from 5 exons.
UUCGCAUUCAAUCAAUUUCUGCAAUUAUCCACAAUGGCUCCUCCUCGUGGUAGAGGUAGAGCUCCUAGAGGGCGCGGAAAGCGCACCCGUGGCGGCGUUAGUCGCAGAGAUGCCUUCCAAGCAUCCCGAGUCGAUGAGAUCCAGUCGGAAGCCUCGUCUGACAGUGAGGAUGGCUCAUUCGACGAGCCUAUGGAGGAUGCCGUGGCCGACGAAGAACUCUUGGACCAGGACUCGUCCGAUAGCGAAGAGGAAGCGGACCAGAAGGGACAUUCCUAUAACGAGUUGUUGCAACUACUGAACGCCGGCAAUGACGCCAAUGGCCCCGCUCGCAAGAAGCGAAAGACCGAUCACCGAAAAGCCGAGAUUAAAGAGGUGACCCGCGAUGACGCAGAAGAGGACGAGGAUGAGGCUUUGUUGGGAGAGGACGAUCUAGAGCAACGAGCACCGUCGGACGCCGAGGACGAAGACAAUCAGCCCGAAGAAGAGGCAGAGUUACAAGCAGACAGUGAUGAUGAAGAUGAUAAUGAUCCUUUCGACACCCACUUCAACGCCCUCAAAGAAGAGGACUUGAACAAGAGGAUUAAGGCCAUUGAGGAGAAAAAGUGGAAGAGUACCAAGAAGGAACUUGCCGAGGGGCUGAAGUUUGUGCGCUCCAUUCCUGAUACGGGCGACGAUGCAUCCUUGUUGGCCGCAAUGAAGAGCAUCUCGAGCGUCAAGCUCAAGAAGAAGCUCAAGGCUCCUGCGACGGAACAUAUCUCCAAGAUCGAUGGCGAUGCUCAACAGCUUGCGCCCUACGUUUUCGACUACCAGGAUGUCCUUUAUGGCGCUCGCACGGCAGACAACGCAGCUCACCUGCGAGAUCUCUUGGCUCUGCAUGCGACGAAUCAUGUAUUGAAGACGCGCGACCGCGUCCUCAAGAACAACGCUCGCGUGGCCAAGGAACAAGAUUCCGACCUGGACGUCCGGGAUCAGGGUUUCACCCGGCCCAAGGUGCUGUACCUGCUGCCCACCAAGCAAGCCUGUGUGCGGGCGGUGGACGCCAUCACGCGGUUCUUCCAGCCCGAGCAACAGGAGAACCGCAAGCGACUUCUCGACACCUUCUCGUCUGCUGACGACAAGUCCUGGGAGAACAAGCCGGACGACUUCCGCGACCUGUUCGGCGGCAACGACGAUGACAUGUUCCGCCUGGGUCUCAAAUUCACGCGCAAGACCGUGAAGUACUUUGCUCAAUUCUACACAUCCGACAUGAUCCUUGCCAGUCCGCUCGGUCUGCGCACAAUCAUGGACCAAGCCGACGCGAAGAAGCGUGAUCACGAUUUCCUAUCCUCGAUCGAAGUUGUCAUCAUCGACCACGCGGACGGCCUGCUCAUGCAGAACUGGGAUCACGUCGACUACAUCCUCAAGCAUCUGAACCUGCAGCCGCGGGAGGCGCACGGCUGCGACUUCAGCCGGGUGCGGACGUGGUACCUGGACAACCAGGCGCGGCACGUCCGGCAGAUGAUCAUGCUGUCCUCGUUCCUGACGCCGGAGAUGAACGCGGCGUUCUCGACGCAGAUGCAGAACGUCUUCGGCCGGGUGAAGGUCAGCCCGGUCUACGCGGGCGCCAUCGGGGAACUGGCGCUCCCCGUGCCCGUGCGGCAGACCUUCUCGCGCUUCGACAGCCUCUCGCCGGCCAAGGACCCGGACGCGCGGUUCAAGCACUUCACGACGACCGUGCUGUCGUCGCUGGUGCGCGACCUCAGCAAGAACGGCGGCGGCGGCGGCACGCUGAUCUUCAUCCCGUCGUACCUGGACUUCGUGCGCGUGCGCAACUACUUCGCCACCUCGACGCAGACGACCCACGUUUCCUUCGGUGCCAUCAGCGAGUACACGGACGUGCGUGAGGGCACGCGCGCCCGCACCCACUUCGUGCAGGGCCGCCACUCGGUGCUGCUGUACACCGAGCGCAUCCACCACUUCCGCCGCUACCAGCUCCGCGGCGUCAAGCGCAUCAUCAUGUACGGGGUGCCCGAAAACCCGACCUUCUACGCCGAGAUCGUGGGCUUCCUGGGCCUGGACCCCGCGCAGGCCGCCGAGGCCGCCCAGGGCGGCGGCGUCCGCGCCCUGUUCUCCAAGUGGGAUGCCCUGAAGCUGGAGCGGAUCGUCGGGACGAAGCGCCUCGGCAACAUGAUGCGCGAGAAGGGCGGGGAUACUUUCACCUUCAUGUAGAUAGAUAGGUCUAGGUCUGCAGCUUCAAGCUGUAUGUAACUAUUAGUACCGGUAGUGUAACUACUGGUUCGGAGAGUAAGUCCGACAUCGUUCCCG